GAGCGGCGCAUCAGCUGUGCGGUUGUCUUGGACUGGGGAUCUUCUCUCACCGCCUCCGCUUUUUAUUCCCCCAAAUUCCCUCGGACAACGCUAUUUUAAUUCCCAGCAGCAUACUCAAUUACCAGUGUGUUCAACUACAGACGCGUUCAGAGUGUUUAUCAUCUUUCUGGACUCAUUGGGAGAGGAUUUCCUGGCUUUUUUUUUUAACAAGUGGAGAGACUCGACCAAGUUUCUCCCGGUUUCUGCCUGAGGAAUGAGAGGAUUGCCGGGGAGGAAGAGCCGUAAUUCUCAGGUCUGAGCGAACAAACGGACAGAAACGGAGGGAACUGCUACUGAAAAUGGAGGAAAAGACUCUCCCUGGAGCAACACCUCCCUGCUCUGCCCUAAAAACCAGCUCUCUGAGGCCUGAACCAGAGGGAGAAAGCUGCCCCCUGAAGAUGGACAACACCCAGCGGAUGGAGUCUCCGGUCAAAAAGGACAGCGAUCGAAGACCGAUGACCCCUGUGAAACCCGACAUCUCUCGAUCACCCAGCUCUCCUGCUUCACCGGUGUCCAGGUCAAAAAGAGAUGUUACAAAGUCAGAGGAGAGACAGAAGCUUGCAAAAGAAUGGCGGGAGGAAAAGGCCAGGUAUCUGGAAGAGCUCAGCAAGUUGCAAGCGACCAAAAAGAACCAGUGGUUGGAGAAGGAGGAGAAGGCGCGGCAGCUGAGGGAGCAGCAGCUAGAGGAACGGCGCAGGAAGCUCGAGGAGCAGCGCGUCAAAGCCGAGAAACGGCGCGCCGCCUUGGAAGAGAGGCAGAAACAGAAACUGGAAAAGAAUAAAGAACGCUACGAGGCAGCUAUACACAGAUCAACUAAGAAGACGUGGGCGGAAAUCCGCCAGCAGAGAGGGUCAUGGGUUGGCACGGGAUCCCCAAACUCGAGCCAGAAAGAGAGCAGAUGCUCUGUCUCUGCGGUCAACCUGCCCAAACAUGUGGACUCUGUUAUAAACAAGCGACUCUCCAAGUCCUCGGCUACACUCUGGAACUCCCCCAGCAGAACUCGUAGCCUUGCACUGACUCCAUGGGAGAGCAGUAUAGUCGACCGACUGAUGACGCCCACCCUGUCAUUCCUCGCUCGCAGCCGCAGUGCUGCUAGUGUCCUGAGUAAUGGAAAAGAUGGACACUCUUCUCUGUGCCCUCGUUCGGCUUCAGCCAGCCCCCUCACCCUGUGCGCCCACCAGCCACACCACCGCUGCUCUGACCGCUGGAGGGUGACAUCUAGCACACCAGACAUCACUCAGCGGCAGCACAGACGAAGCUCCACACCUAUGGAUAAAAACAAGAAGGAAAAAAGAGACAAAGAACGGGAGAAUGAGAAGGAGAAAAAGGCCAUCAGUAAAGAGAAGGUGCUGAAGAAGAGGCAAUCCCUACCCAGCAUGAGACACCGACCUGAUCCAAGUCCAAGUCCUUUAUCUAGACAGCGACCAGCGUCCCCAGCCACACCUAAGGGCAGAAAUGCCUCUCCAAGCCCUGCUGCCUCCCCAAAGCCCCCGUCAACCCGUGGCACCCCAGCCACUCCCAAAGCCCGGCCGAAACGAGCCAGCACCCCGGCCAGGAUAGACCACCGGACCGCUUCCCCUGCUCCACUGGAGAGAGUGAAGGAGCCACGCAGGCCCACCACUCCAGAGAGACGGAGGAGUUCUCCUGUGGCUCCUGCCAUCACAGUUUCUUCUGCUGCUUCCACGCCUCAAACUCCAAGGAUGCCCAGUCCCGCUUCCACUCCUUCCCAGCCUGAGCCAGCGGCUUCGACCCAGUCUGCCCGCGCUGUGUCGCCUUCACCUUCUCCGUCAGCCAAGCCCAUGGCUGGCACCAACGACCCUGAAGAGGCGGCCCGCAUCCUGGCAGAAAAACGCCGCCAGGCCCGGGAGCAGAGAGAGAGGGAGGAGCAAGAGCGGCGCGAACAAGAGGAGAAAGAGAGGAUCCUGAGAGAGGAGCGAAUAGCAAGAGAGGCAGAGGAGAGACAGCGCAGGGAAGAGGAGGCGAGAGCCAUGGCCGAGGAGCAGCGGAGGAGGGACGAAGAGAAGCGGCUGCAGGAGGAGAGGGAGGCGGAGGAGAAAGCCAAGGCUGAGCAGGAGGAGAACCUGCGCUUACAGAAACAGAAAGAAGAGACUGAGGCGAGAGCUCGGGAGGAGGCGGAGAAGCAGCGUCUCGAAAGGGAGAAACACUUCCAGAAGGAGGAGCAGGAGAGACUGGAGAGGAAAAAGCGUCUGGAAGAGAUCAUGAAGAGGACACGCAAGACUGAUGGGGGUGAAAAGAAAGAGACCAAGUCCGCUACAGUCGGUUUCUCCAAUGACGUGCAGGGAGAGACCAGCAAAGUAUCUGCUGACAAUCAGGCGAAACUGGAGGAAAGCCUGCCCAAUAACAAGGCAGAGAAUGGACAGAGUAACUUCAAAGAAAGCCUCCCAGUGGUUAAUGGGCUCCAGCCGGUGAGGCACGAAAACGGUCUGUCCUCUAAAGGAGACGCUGGCCACUUCGAAGACUUCAUCCACCUCACAAACCAGGACAACGCGUCCAAUGGAGCCCGGGACAACUCCGAGACCGGCACGUCCGCUGAGCCCAUCCUCGCUUUCGAAAGCGAGGAGUCUUUCAUGAAGAAAGCCGGCCCCAUGAAACCGCAGCAUGUUGCAGAGGUCCUGUGACUUCUCCCUGUUGGAGUGAUCAUGACGCCUAAGAUUGUCCUGAACCCUGCCAACGCUCGCACAGCGAGCCCUGUGACCUGUGCCAAUCAUAAAUCUUCAUCCAGCUCUCAAACGUAAACAUGCCUCUGUGAAGAUGAAGGGUACCACAGAUGAUAACCCAUCAGGGGAACAAAGAUGACACGGGAUGAAGCAUCGCAUGAUGCAUCAGAUCCUCAUGCCACUGAUUUAGGACUUUUCAGCAUUCAGCAUCAUCCUUCCAGCUGACUAAUUAUUUUACAGAAUAAUGUUUUAUUUGUUCUCUAGAUAUUUAACUGAAAGAAGUAUAUAAAGGACUGGCCAUGUCUUUGUGAAUACUGUACAUGAACUUUGUGUCAGAGGAAGGAGGAACCACAGAGGAUUUUAAAGCUCUACAAAAGGGAGUCUCAUUAAAACCCAGCUGUUCUGCAGCCUGGUUUUUAUAAAGCUACAUGUAACAGUUUUGUAACGUUAAAAGGAAAAACAUUUUCAAGCGCAAGCUGAUGAGAAACUGCUUCUCACUGUCUACUAGCUUUCAAUGAUUGUAUGCAAACCCUGGAUGUACUAAUGAAGUAUCCAUCUCUGUUGCUGUAAAACAGUUGUUUUCCUACAGAAGGAGUUUCUCCUGCUGUAGUUUUGUGUCCUCCCACACUUGUUCAAGCAUGACAGUUUUCUCUCAUUUGCAUUGAGAUUCACUGAACUUGUAGGUGUUUUUGAAAUCUGUAAACGCUCUGAUUUUGCCGUGUUGUAAGGUCAGUGGGAGUAUCCGAAGUCUUAAUAAAGACAGACAGUCUA
Molecule: messenger RNA, 3488 nt
Organism: Gambusia affinis (western mosquitofish)
Lineage: Eukaryota; Metazoa; Chordata; Actinopteri; Cyprinodontiformes; Poeciliidae
Gene: map7d1a
Product: MAP7 domain containing 1a
Exons: 19
Coding region: 339-2678 (779 amino acids)
Biological process (GO): microtubule cytoskeleton organization
Cellular component (GO): microtubule cytoskeleton
Source: RefSeq, a predicted model, not a curated record